This is a messenger RNA of Anopheles merus, 1312 nucleotides long. RefSeq names its product prolyl 4-hydroxylase subunit alpha-1-like. Lineage: Eukaryota; Metazoa; Arthropoda; Insecta; Diptera; Culicidae. The coding region runs from base 68 to 940 and encodes 290 amino acids. The record is from RefSeq and is a predicted model, not a curated record. Gene Ontology annotation, biological process: peptidyl-proline hydroxylation to 4-hydroxy-L-proline. Gene Ontology annotation, cellular component: endoplasmic reticulum. The transcript is spliced from 2 exons. Gene Ontology annotation, molecular function: procollagen-proline 4-dioxygenase activity; L-ascorbic acid binding; iron ion binding.
UCGGUCUGCUCGGUACUUCACCCCAUGGCUCAUUCGCUCACGUUUCGGCCUAACUGAAGUAUUAAGAAUGAAUCAGAAAAUCCAGUGCCUGUUGGUGAUAGUGGUUGCCGUCGCCGGCAUCGGUGCAAAAGACUCAGCGACCCAGAAUGGCGCACCCAACGAGAGCAACGGCGGCGAGGAACGGGUGGUUACGAUCCGGAUGGAUCCGUACAUGGACCUGUGCCGGGGGGUGUACGUACCGCCGCCGUCACUGGCCAGUUCCCUGUACUGCUGGUACGAUGUGCGCAACGCGCACAGUGUCAUCUCCCCGUCCAAGGUGGAGGCGCUCAGCAACGAUCCGUUCGUGGCACUGUUCCACGAGUUUGUGCACGAUGGCGAGAUCGCCCAGCUGCAGGCGCUGGGCACCCCACACAUCAAGCAGUCGGGCGCGACCAACGACAGCUGGCUGCCCGUGUUUUACGAGAACCAUCAGACGUACACGCUGCACGAUCGGGACCACCCGGUGGUGGAGCGGCUCACCAAGCGCAUCGAGCGGCGGACGGGCCUGAGCUGUGACACGGCCGAAGACCUGAAGGUGAUCUACAACGAGGUCGGCGCGUUCAAGACGGCCGCACUGGAUGCGAUCCACAAGAAGGAGGACGCCCAGCGCUUCGCCUAUGCGGGCGAUCGGCUAGCGACGAUGCUGUUUUUCCUAAGCGAUGUCACCAACGGAGGGUACACCAUUUUCCCCAAGCUGCGGGUUGCGAUUCGCCCGCAGAAGGGUACGGCGGCGUUCUGGUACAACCUGAAGGAGACCGGGGAAGGCAACGUGCAGAUGAAGUACAGCAUCUGCCCGCUGCAGGACGACCAAAAGUGGACGGCAAAGAAGCUGAUCCACACGCGAGGCAACGAGCUGCGCCAGCUUUGCCGGCCCGAAUCGGCACCGAAGAGUGAGAAGUAGCGGGGUGCGCUCGGCUGCCACGUGAACACGUCACUUCCUCGAAUCUCUUUACCGGCAACGGGGAAGGGUGGGAGGUGAAAUAAACUGGAAAACGAAACAAACGUUAAUUGGUGUGAGGUUGAGCUACAUGCGAACAGGACACGUGUUCCUGUUGCUUGGGUUCUCGGGGAAAAGUUCAGGAAAAAUAACUAAAAAGGUUACAUAUUCAUUCGUUACUAACCAACUAGUGAUGGGAAAACCGAAGUUUUUGUCGGAAUCGAUUCCGGAUAGUAGGUCCGGAAUGAUUUUACGGAAUCGGUUCAAGAAUCGGCUCCGAAAAUGGUCGCGGAAUCGGCUCCAGAAUUGGCUCCGGAAUCGGAAUCAGCACUGGAA